AUGAUAUCUACCAGCGACGUUGCAGAGUUCGCAGCAAAGUUGCCCCAUGACAACCGCAUCGAGGCCGGGUCCGUCAACAUCUUGCCAGCCGAUUUUCCAGUGUCAGUGCUUCCCGGAGAUGCCGAGCCUGUGAAGGUUGCAGCGAAUGUGGUUGCAAAUAUCAACGAUCGUUUGACGACGGGUGACUAUGACGGCCUGGCGGCUUUGUUCGCCAACCAGGGCGCGUGGCGAGACCAUUUAGGCCUGUCAUGGGACUUGCGAACGCUUCAAGGGCCCGCCAAAAUCGCCGAAUUCCUGUGGGCUAGCGGCCACGGCACCAGCCUGAAGAACGUGCGCUUGGAUGAAUCGGCGCCGAAUCGGACGCCCGCCAUUGCGGGUCUGGAUCCGGACGGAAGGGUUCCGUGCGUCCUGCUGUAUGUAACAUUUGCAGCCAAGGUGGGAAGCGGUCGGGGUAUCAUCCGUAUGAUUCACGAUGGCUCUACAUGGAAAAUCAUCACGUUUUACACGGCGCUGAGGGAGCUGACCGGCUUCGAGGAACCUCUGGGGGACCGGCGGCCGCAGGGCGCAAGCCAUGGGGGUGGUCGCAAUAUGCGAAAUUGGGCUGAGCAGCGUGCCGAUGAUGAGAGUUUUGUGAACAGAGAUCCGGCUGUUCUGGUAAUAGGCGCGGGACAGGGCGGGCUUACAUCGGCAGCACGGUUGCGUAUGCUGCAGGUACCGACGCUCGUGGUAGACCGUGAGCAGCGCGUUGGUGAUAACUGGCGUGGCCGCUACCGUCAGCUGGUGCUGCAUGACCCCGUCUGGUAUGACCAUCUGCCGUACCUGGAGUUCCCGUCCUUCUGGCCCGUGUUUACGCCCAAAGAUAAGCUCGCCGAUUUCUUCGAGUCGUAUGUUCGCCUGCUGGAACUCAACGUAUGGACUCACACCGAGGUCAAGUCGUUGCAGUACGAUGCGGCCAAGAAGCGCUACGACGUCACGUUGCGGCGACAGCACGUUGGCGCCGAUGGCACGACCCCUGCGACCGAGACACGAACGUUCCACCCACGUCACGUGAUACAGGCUACCGGCCAUUCUGGCAAGAAAAAUAUACCAGGAGUGCCAGGCAUGGACGCGUUUGUCGGACGUCUGUGGCAUAGCUCCGAGUUCCCUGGGGCAACGCCACAGCCGGAGACAACGAACAAAGCGACUACGAAGCGGCGUGCCGUGGUGGUCGGGGCCUGCAACUCUGGUCAUGACAUCGCGCAGGACUUUUACGAGAAUGGUUACGAUGUGACCAUCGUGCAGCGCUCGUCCACGUACGUUGUCAGUUCCAAGGCCAUCGUGAACAUCGGGCUGGGUGGACUGUACUCGGAGGCGGCGCAGCGCCGCGUCCCGUGCGACGACGCGGACCUGCUGCUGUGGAGCCGACCGACGGCGCUGGCUAAGGCGGCAGAUGUGCAGGUGGCGCAACGGUCAGCCGAGCACGACGCGGACUUGCUACAGAAGCUGCAGGCUGUCGGCUUCCGGCUGGACCGUGGCACCAACGGUGCCGGGCUUAUGUACAAGUACUUCCAGCGCGGCGGCGGCUACUACAUCGACGUCGGCGCCAGCCAGCUGGUGGUCGAGGGCAAAAUCAAGAUCCGGUCGGGUCAGGAGGUCACUAAAGUGCUAUCCGACGGGCUGGUCCUCGCUGACGGCACGCACCUGCCGGCUGACGAAAUUGUCUUUGCCACGGGCUACCAGAACAUGCGUACCCAGACGAGCCUACUGUUCGGUGACGCUCUGGCAGACCGCUGUAGUGACGUGUGGGGAUUUGACAGCGAGGGUGAGUUCCGCACAAUGUGGCGGCGCAGCGGCCAGCCAGGCUUCUGGUUCAUGGGCGGCAAUUUGGCCCUCUCACGGCAUUUCAGCCGCUUUCUCGCGUUGCAGAUCAAGGCCCAGGAGGAGGGACUAUCGGCGUAUGAAUAG
Messenger RNA from Grosmannia clavigera kw1407, 1944 nucleotides. Its product is annotated as flavin-binding monooxygenase-like protein. Gene Ontology annotation, molecular function: monooxygenase activity; flavin adenine dinucleotide binding. The record is from RefSeq and is a predicted model, not a curated record. The transcript has 2 exons. Bases 1 to 1944 code for a protein of 647 amino acids. NCBI's taxonomy places the organism in Eukaryota, Fungi, Ascomycota, Sordariomycetes, Ophiostomatales, Ophiostomataceae.